GAAAGUUAAACUAACUUGAUCAACAACAAUAUGAACACCUGAAGCGAUCAACCUCUUUAAACAACAGAAUAUUUAUUGAGCCGUUCAAAGAGUCUUGUGGACACAUCUGAUACUCACAGGCAUAAAGAAGAAAAGAACAAUGACAGAAUCUUCCCCAAUAUCACCAAAAAAACGAGAAAGGACAGGGAGUAUUGAUGAUCCUCCAUGUGAGAAAAAUCCUGAAGUUCUGUGUGACUUCUGUGAGGAAAGAAAGCUGAAAGCCCUGAAGUCGUGUCUGGUUUGUCAGAGCUCUUACUGUGAAACUCACCUGGAGCCUCAUUUGAGAGUGGCAGGUUUAAAGAAACACAAACUGAUCAAUCCUGUGAGGAAUCUGGAGGACUAUAUAUGUCAGAAACAUGUGAGACCUCUGGAGCUGUUCUGUAGAGAUGAUCAGACAAUCGUGUGUCUGUCCUGCACUGACGGAGAUCACAAGAACCACAACACUGUUCCUAUAGAAGAAGAGAUUGACAAGAAGACUAAACUGAUAAUAAAGCUGCAAGAAGUGCAGCAGAUGAUCCAGGAGAGAAACAAGAAGAUUCAAGAUGUCAAUCACUCAUCAGAAGUCAGAAAAAAAAACAAAGAGAAGGAGAAAGCAGCCCAUGCUGAGCUCUUCACUGAUCUCAUCCGCUCCAUUGAGAAAGGUGAGACUGACCUGCUGGAGAUGACGGAUGAGCAGCAGAAAGCAGCAGAGAAACAGGAGGAAGAGUUCAUUGAAUUCCUGGGUCAGGAGAUCACUGAGCUAAAAAUACAAAACACUGAGCUGAAGCAGAAGAUCACUGAGCUACAGACGAGAAACACUGAGCAGGAGCAGGUCUCACAGACUGAAGAUCAGCACCUCCUCCUACAGAUUUACUCAUCCCUGCGCAGCUCUGGAAACACCAGGAACUGGUCUGAGAUCAGUGUGAAGACUGUUGAGAGUCUGGAGACUCCGUGGACAGUUCUGACUCAACUGAAGGACACUCUAGAUGAGAAACUCACUCCAACUGUCUCUACAGAUCUGAAGAGGAUGCAGCAGUAUGAAGUGGAUGUGACUCUGGAUCCUGAUACAGCUCAUCCUGCUCUCAUCCUGUCUGAUGAUGGAAAACGAGUGAGAGAUGGAGACAUUGAGCAGAAACUCCCAGACAAACCAGAGAGAUUUGAUUCAUGUCCCUGUGUCCUGGGAAAGGAUGGAUUCUCCUCAGGGAGCUUUUAUUUUGAGGUGCAGGUGAAGGGAAAGACUGAAUGGGAUUUAGGAGUAGCCAGAGAAUCCAUUAACAGGAAGGGUUUGAUCUCACUGAGACCCAGUAAUGGAUUCUGGACUGUGAUUAUGAGGAAUGGGAAUGAAUAUAAAGCCGGUACUCCUGUCCCUCUGCCUCUGAGAGUGAAGCCGCAGCAGGUCGGUGUGUUUGUGGAUUAUGAGGAGGGUCUGGUCUCUUUUUAUGAUGUGAAGUCCAGCUCUCAUAUCUACUCUUUCACUGGUCAGUCUUUCACUGACAAACUCUAUCCAUAUUUUAGCCCAGGCCCUAAUGAUGGAUGUAAUAACUCGACUCCACUGAUCAUCACUCCUGUCACAUGAUUUUCAUUAGGGAUGUGCCCGAAGCGGAAUACCAUGUUUGGAAAGGAAAUAAUGUACAGAGCCCCUAAAGGGAAUAAUGAGAUGAGAGGAAAAGAUAUAUUUCAAUGCUUUCUCUGGCAAUUGGGUAAUUCUAAUGUAUAGGCCUAUAAUUUGCCAGCAUCAGGGAGCUGCUAUUGAUAUGCAGAAUAUGGACAUCACGUUUCAAUGCACGCUGAAUUUUAUUUUCACUUUCAAGAUUCGCACUCACACGUAAUGUGUGUAUAGUAGUGAGUGUCAGUAUUACUUACCACACAUUUCACAAGAAAUCUGUACUAUAAGGUAACAGGCUCCUGCCAGCAAGCAGCUAACCACGUCCCUUUUGGGGCUCUGUAGACUGCGUUUUUCACUCCUGGUCUUUCAUCUUAAAAUAAUUUUAAAAUUAUGUCCAGAUCACUAGUAGUUCUUGUAGAAUGCAAAAUGUUUAUUGUCAAAUUAACAGUAACUUACUGGCAACAAUUAUCCAGUAGUUGCUGUAUUUAAUACAACAGUAAAAUUACCACAAAAAUAACUACAGUAGUUUUAAUCAUACUGUAAAAUAAAGUACAUCAUUAUGCUGUACUUUAUUUUCAUUUUUUAAUUUUUAUUUAUUUUAA
Megalobrama amblycephala (Wuchang bream) is the source of this 2226-nucleotide messenger RNA. Its product is annotated as E3 ubiquitin-protein ligase TRIM21-like. NCBI's taxonomy places the organism in Eukaryota, Metazoa, Chordata, Actinopteri, Cypriniformes, Xenocyprididae. The transcript has 7 exons. The coding region runs from base 140 to 1594 and encodes 484 amino acids. The record is from RefSeq and is a predicted model, not a curated record. Gene Ontology annotation, molecular function: zinc ion binding; protein binding.